Messenger RNA from Harpegnathos saltator (Jerdon's jumping ant), 7131 nucleotides. It is a transcript of the gene ftz-f1, whose product is annotated as ftz transcription factor 1. NCBI's taxonomy places the organism in Eukaryota, Metazoa, Arthropoda, Insecta, Hymenoptera, Formicidae. Gene Ontology annotation, biological process: tissue development; regulation of transcription by RNA polymerase II; hormone-mediated signaling pathway. The transcript is spliced from 6 exons. The record is from RefSeq and is a predicted model, not a curated record. Bases 1981 to 4476 code for a protein of 831 amino acids. Gene Ontology annotation, cellular component: RNA polymerase II transcription regulator complex. Gene Ontology annotation, molecular function: zinc ion binding; RNA polymerase II cis-regulatory region sequence-specific DNA binding; nuclear receptor activity.
UCGUCGUCGUCGUCGUCGUCGUUGACAACGUUGUUACCACCGCGCGCGCCGAUACGUCACGUAUGCCGUGUCUCGCGAAGGCGGCCUCCUCGGCGGUCUCUACCUACCUACCUACCUACUCCAUGUGCCGUCGGUAGGGCAGCGGAGGGGAGGGGGCGGGCCCUUCGGGAAAGCAACGAGCCGAGAAGACAACUAGUCGUACGCAGAUAGGCGAGCUGUCAGGUCACGUGGCCGGCUCCUUGUCGAUCGCGUGCGCGCGCGCGCGCUCAUCCACUCUCGCUUCGCUCUACGCUAGUUUGCUCGUGCAUUCGCGCGCUCCUCGCCAGCUCGACAGACACGUCGUCGGCCCGGUGCUACUUUAUCUGGAUUGCAGUGCGGGAAAGAGACGUGGUUGUGUGUGUAUACACACACACGCACACCCUCUCGCGAUAGUACACUCGUCUCCUUACGUCGUGUGUCUUCUUACGCUCCGCGCGCGCGUCUCCCUCUCGCAAGUCGCGCGCGCUUUGAGCGUGUGACGCGCCGCGCCGCGACGCGACGCGACGCGACGAAACGCGUGUUGUGUGUUGACAAUCCGUACACCGCGCCGCGGGCUGCGCGCGUCAGUCAGUACAUCUGUCCCGCUACGACCGCCGCUGAUCGCUAAGCGCGCGUUUUCCUCCGCGGACGAACGUGUUAAACAUUCGCGCGAUAUAUACCGUCGGCAUUGUGCUCGUCGACGACGACGACGACGACGACGACGACGACCACGACGUUGGAUUGCAGUGCGGACGACGGGGGAAAGGAGUCUCCUCUCUCUCUCUCUCUCUCUCUCUUUCUCUCUGUCUCUCUGCCUCCUGAUCUCUCGUUCUCACCAUCCACUUUCUCUCUCUCUCUCUCUCUCGCGCUAUCUAGAAGGAUACCACCCGUUUAGCCCGGUGUGCCUGCCGUAAACGCUAAUCGACGCUUUUGACAGCGGCGAGUGCUCACACUUUCGCCCGGACGUCGUCGGCCGCGCGCGCGACCUCCAGCCGACGACACUCUGACGAUGCCUCGAACGUAGUCGCGCACGGCGCGUGUUUGUUACUAUCCCCGCGGCUGCAACGUGUGCGCGUCCCAAACGUGCACGUUUCGGUGGUGCGCGAUGCUUGGUCUCUCGACGAAUGUGUGCCGUGUGCCAGAGAGCGUGACUGGUGGUCGAUAAUCCACCGAGUGGCACCGAGGUGUGUGCGUGCGUGCGUGCGUGCGUGUGGUGCAUGUGGUGCAUGUGUGUGGUCCCCCCUGUUACACACGACUCUGUCUCGCCCGCCCCCCCCUUUGACGGAUUGUGCCCUUGUCCGUCAUCAUCAUCGUCAUCGUCGUCGUCAUCAUCAUCAUCAUCACCAUCAUCAUCCGCAUCAUCGCCGUCGUCGUCGCUUAGAGAGACGUGUUCACUCAUCGGAGUCUCGUCCAAGUUGUGGAUCCAUUGAGAAAACGGCAGCGAAACGUCUACCGGCCGGCUGGUCGGGCCGCGAUCAGGCCGCGUUUCAUGGACGCUUGUAGCGGCACGGUAACGCAGUCGACGUGCUGCCGUUGCUGCGUCCUCGCCGAUCUCGAUCGGCGCUCGCCGCAGCCGUCGCGCGAGCGAAGCGACCACGGGCGACCAGCACGUUCGUCGAAACGAAGCGACGUGCUGAAAAUACGGACGAGCGCGCACGAACGCCAGGGCGAAGGAGAACGCGAGUGCCGCCGCUCUCGUGCGAGUACCCUCGUCCUCGUCGUCGUCGUCGUCGUCGUCGUCGUCGUCAAUAAUAACGUCAACGUCAACAUCGACGUCAGCAUCAACAACAACAUCAACAACGUCAUCAUCAUCAUCAUCAUCAACAACAUCAUCAUAAUCAUCAUCGACAACAAUAUCAGCGGCCGUAUCCGGCGACGGCACAGUAAACACAGUCGUUUCAUGCAUGUGCCGAUACGCGAGCACCACGUCCCUUCGUCGUGCGGAACUCGCGCAAGGGUGAUAUGUUAUUGGAGAUGGAGCAGCACCCGGCCUUGAUGUCCCUGAACAUGUCGCCGUUCCACUUGAGCCCGCAAGGCAGCCCACAGGCCGCCGCCGGGCAGCAGCCCCCGCAGCAACCUCAGCAGCAGCAGCAGCAGCAACAGCCGCACUACGGCUCGUCACCUUACGGCAAUUGCGCGCAGAACUCGCCGUCGGCCAUGUGCCAUUCGCAGCCGCAGCCUCAGUCGCAGCAACAGCAACAACUGUCCGCGCACAAUCCGGCACAGUCGCAGGGCGGUAUCUCGGGCUUCGAGGCCGCCUUCUUCGACUCUACCACCUCCCUCGAGGAGCGAUGCCCGAUGUGCGGCGACAAAAUGUCCGGUGGUUAUCAGUACGGCCUGCUCACGUGCGAAUCUUGCAAGGGUUUCUUCAAACGCAACAGUUCGCCGUGCAGCAGCAAAAGAGUUUACGCGUGUUUGUUCUCGCCUACGGGCGGUGGCGGUGGCGGUGGUGGCGGCGGCGGCGGCGGUGGCGGUGGCGGUAGCGGCGGCGGCGGCGGCGGCGGUGGUGGUGGUGGUGGUGGUGGUGGUAGUGGUGGUAACGGCGGCGGCGGCGGCGGCGGCGGCGGCGGUGGUAGCAAUAGUAACAACGGCAACGGCGGUAACGGUAUCUGCGGAGCCGGAAGCAGCAACGGAGCCGGCGCGUCCACCGGUCUCGAAGGUAACGGCGGUGGUGGCGGCAACAGCGGCGGCGUCGGCGGUUACGCCGGCAACGGCAGCGAUGGUAGCGGCAGCGGGGCAAGCACUGCCGCAGGCGGCGGUGGACCCGCGGCGGGCAAUGCCGCCGGUGGCGGCGGUGGCGGUGGUCCCGCCGGUGGCGCGGGAAGCGGCAACGUCGCGGUACCGACCGCCGGCGCCGGUACCCUCUGCCAUCCUGGCUUGGGCCAGGUCGGAGUCGGCGUCGUGACCGGCUCGAUACCGUGCCCGUCCGACUUUCCCGACACGAAGGACAUCGUCAUCGAAGAGCUGUGUCCGGUGUGCGGGGACAAAGUGUCCGGCUAUCACUACGGACUGCUCACCUGCGAGUCCUGCAAGGGCUUCUUCAAGCGCACCGUCCAGAACAAGAAGGUGUACACGUGCGUCGCCGAGAGAUCCUGUCACAUCGACAAGACGCAGCGCAAACGGUGUCCCUUCUGUCGCUUCCAGAAAUGCCUCGACGUCGGCAUGAAGCUCGAGGCUGUACGGGCGGAUCGGAUGCGAGGCGGUAGAAACAAAUUCGGGCCCAUGUACAAGCGGGAUCGUGCGCGGAAGUUGCAGCUGAUGCGGCAACGGCAAAUGGCGUUGCAGACGAUACGCGGCAGCCUCGGCGACCCGAGCAACUACUCGUCCGCGGUGACGCCGUUGCUGCACAUCAAGCAGGAGAUCCAAAUACCUCAGGUCUCGAGUCUGACCUCCUCGCCGGACUCGAGUCCGUCACCCGCGGCCGUGGCCGCGGGAUUGGUGACGACGCAGGCCGGUAACGGUGCCGGUCAGCACCAGCUAAUCGCACCGUCCACCCAACCGAACAUCGCCGGUGGCAGCGGUGGCGGCGGCGGAGGCGGAGGCGGAGGCGGUGGCGGCGGAGGCGGCGGCAGCGGUAGCGGCGGCAGCGGCGGCAAUCAUCUGCACAACCUCAACCCCGGCCUGGACAACAAGUUGUGGGCCGCGAACUCCACCACCCCUGGUACAAAGGCCUUCAGCUUCGGCGAGCAGUCCACGCAGUCCCACGGCGGUGCCGCGAGCUCUGGGAACGUCGGCAGUAACGUCGCUAUGAAAACUAGUCCGAUGAUAAGAGACUUCGUGCAGGCGCUCGACGACCGCGAGUGGCAGGCGUCCCUCUUCGCACUACUGCAAAAUCAAACGUACAAUCAGUGUGAAGUGGACUUGUUCGAAUUAAUGUGCAAAGUGCUCGACCAGAAUCUGUUCGCGCAGGUGGACUGGGCUAGGAAUUCGAUAUUCUUCAAGGAUCUCAAGGUUGACGAUCAAAUGAAGCUACUGCAACACUCUUGGUCGGAUAUGUUAGUACUGGACCACCUUCAUCACAGGUUACACAAUAACCUACCUGACGAGACGACACUUCACAAUGGCCAAAAGUUUGAUCUCCUUUGCCUCGGCCUACUUGGAGUUCCUAGCUUGGCGGAUCUCUUCAACGAUCUGUCUAAGAAACUUCAGGAUCUAAAAUUCGACCUCUCCGAUUACGUUUGCAUGAAAUUCCUAAUGCUGCUGAAUCACGAGGUUCGUGGGCUAGUAAACAAGAAGCAUGUGCAAGAAGGGCAUGAGCAGGUUCAACGGGCGCUUAUGGAUUACUCGAUGAAUUGUUACCCAGCUCUACCGGAUAAAUUCAACAAGCUGCUAGCAGUAUUACCAGAAAUUCACGUGGUGGCAAGUAGGGGAGAAGACCAUCUCUAUCACAAGCAUUGUAACGGAGGUGCACCUACGCAAACACUUCUCAUGGAGAUGCUUCACGCCAAGAGGAAAUGAAACAACAAUCGGUUUCUCCUGGUAACUUUUGCCAUCGAAUAGUACGAACUACACAUACACGUAACAUGCACACGUAACAUACAACACAGAGAUAGAUACAUGCCCACAUACAUAUAAUACAUACAUGCAUACAUAACGAGUACAUACAUACAUACAUACAUACAUAUAUAAUAUAUCGAAAGUCUUGUUAGCGCCCCUAAUCGGGAGACAGAGUGGACCUCAAAGUACCUAUUAAGAGCUAACGCUGCUAAGGUAUCGGACCAAGUAAAGGGGCAUUGGUUCAAGAAAUACCUAUGCAUACAAAUAAAGUAUAUAGACGUAUAUAUACUUUACAUAUAUUACAUAUAUAUGUAUUAUAUAAAGUGUAUCUAAAUAUAUAAACACAGUGACAUAUAUUUUCUAUAUUUGAUGUUGAAGUUUUAGAGAUGUAUCUCCGUGGAGAAACACCCCUGUUGGUGGGUACAAGCGCAGGGAAACAGUAAGCAAGAUGCCUUGAAAACAGUACAAAGGGUGGUUAAAACAAAAUAUUGGUCAAAGGGCAGGCAAUUUUUGUCUAAAUAAGUAAAGCUAUUUUUCUAAUACUUAGAGGCGAUUAUUUUUAAGCAUACCACUGAAGCCUUGCUCUCACUCAUUCGAACGAAAUAUUGUACUCCUACUGCUAAAGAGAAUCCGAACUUUCCAGAUCUUUAAUCGUGCUUCUGCAAGGGAUUCAAUGGGCAUACUUGAAUGAACGAACAGUAAACUUGCAUGUGAUAUACAUAUGUGUUUGUUGCACGGCCCCCCACCUGGGCAUCCUUAGAAUUUCCUAUAAAAAUGAAAUCUGCAUUUUGACACACUUGCACACAAGCAGGGCUACUAUAUUGUAAAUACUAGUUAACACAUUCCAAUUACGUUGUAAAGUAUGAAUCAUGUUAAAUAUGUAAUUACGAUAUUUUGUGUAUAGUUUAACGAAAUAAAUAUAUUUCUAUUGCUUACACUCGAGAGGAAUCAUUAGCUACUUAAUGUCUUCACUAAUUUUAGGGUCUUAAUCAUGUAUUUCUCUUUAUUAUUUUUCAAAUAGGUGGCGGAAAGGAAUAACCACAAAUUACGAUAUUUUACUAUUGUAUGUUGUAUCAUAAUAAAGUUUCUGUUUAAGAAAUAAAAGAAUCAUUGGAGCAAGGUUUAUGUGGUCCUAUAUAUUGUCUAGCGAUUAUAAUUCUAAAUAUAUAAGAUAACAAUUUAAUCUUAUAUCUCGCGCGCUGUUGUUAAAUAGAGAAAUAUUUAGUGAAUGUUAAGAUAGCGACCGAAAGUAGUAAUUUUUCACUAAAACAGAUUAUUAUAUUAUUUUUAAUAUAAUAUCGUUUAGCUAAUAUAGUCAGAAAUUCUUCAGUGCUGUGAAGGUUGUCUUUUCGACGCCUGUGGUAUCAAAGCCAUCGGAAAUUACAACAUACAUGUGUCAGACGCAAAAGCUUAAACUUUGACGAUGGGACGAUAGGAAUCUUUGCUCGCACUGAUAAAUUGGUAAUGUUACCCGUCGCGACUCCUCUUGUUUUUAUUCACGUAUCAAACACGUACCUGCUGCAAAAAGAAAUGAAAUAUGCUAUUUUACUACUUUCACUUUUUCCACCGAUUUUCGCAAUAUAUUUAACUAGGUGUAAAUGUGACUUGCAUUGAGACGAGCGCGAGAGAUUUUUGACGUCACGUUAGAUUAAGGAUCGAGUGUUAAAUCAAAUCAAGAGGAGUGGUGGCGAGUAUUAUUAUUGCUAUUAUUAUUAUUAUUAUUAUUAUUAUUAUUGUUGUUGUUAUCACGAGUAAUAAUUAUUGCGAUGAAUAAUAAUACUGUUAUGAUUUCUAUUGUCACAAGUUAUCAUUAUCACACCGCAGAAAUUAUUCGAUCGGGGGUAUAUCGUAUGUACUUAUCGCGUGGGUAAAGAUUUCUGUCUGACGUCAGGUUCGACUUACAUACGCCGAUGUAGAAUAUGCUAAUGUUCCCAAAAUUUUCAAAUCGUCCGGUUCUUCAUGUUGAACACGAUCGGAGACAGUCUCUAGGCUUAUCAUUCUUACACAUUUACGACGCUCCCUUCCUCCUCCCCCCCCUCCUCUCCCCUCUUUGGAAAAGAUUAUUUUUAUUUAACUCAGACACGAAUGACUACCUCUUCAUAUCUCUGUAUUAAGUUUUUAUACUUUUACAUUUUUAGUAACCACAUACCUCAGAAUAGACGCCCAGAUAGCAAUUUGAAUGGAGUGAAUGGAUGUAACAUGCAUAAAAACAGCUACUUUUAAUCCGUGUAGUAUGUAUAAUUACACACAUAAGAAGCUACGCGCGAGCUAUGUAAUACAACUUAUUGAAAUAUCGUAUUCAUUGUAUGUCCACGUUAUUUUUUAGGUCUUAGUUAUUAUUAUUAUUAUUAUUAUUAUUAUUAUUAUUAUUAUUGUGUAUUUUCGGCACAUUAGUUCAUAAUUGUGUCAUUUACCACGUAUUAAUUAUGAAAGCGUGUAGCUACUGCUGUCAAAGUUGAGAAAGACCGAUUGUAAAAUGUCAAGGGAAAAUCCAAUGAUUCAAAGAAUCUAAAGAAAUGAGGACAGAUAUGAGGAUCAAUGCCUUUUCAAAAGUUAUUUCAAAUUGCUUUUAUUCCGCUGUUUCAGUGAGACAAGUUUGACAUUUAACGCUAUAUG